AUGAAAAAAAGAACAAGAGAUAAUAAUGAUAAUAAUAAUAAUGAAGAAGUUGAUAUUAAAAAAUUGAAAGAAGAUAAUAACAAUAAUGAAAAUAAUAAUAAUAAUAAUAUUAAAAGUUAUGAAGAGGAACUUAAAUCAAUAAAAUCAAUUAAAAAAUCUGAAUUAUCAAUUAAAAGAUUACAAAGUAUUUCAAAAGAAAUUGGAUUACCAAUAAAUGGUAAAAAAGAUGAAAUAUAUAAUAGAAUUGAACAAUAUUAUAAUAUUAAAAUUAAAUUAGAAAAAGAAGCUAAAGAACAUGAAGAGAAAAAUCCAUUUAAUAAAACUAAACCAAUAUUAUUAAUUGAAAAUGAUGAUGAAAUACCAUUUUGGAAAGUUUUUAGAAAUAAAUCAAUAUUUAAAAAGAUAUUUUCAAAUUUUAAAUAUUCAGAGACAUUUAGUUAUUCAAGAACAUAUUCAGUUUUUUUUAUUUUUAAGGAUUUUAAAAAUGCUACUGAAAUCAUUAGAGACAAAGUAAAAUCAAAUAGUUAUUUAAAUUUUAGAAAUUAUAGUGAUCUGAUUGUCCAAAAAGAAGAAAAAGAAGAAGAUGAUGAUGAAGAUGAGUGUUUUAUUGGUUUAGUAAAGAUUUUAGAAAACAUUAGAGAUGAAACUGAAGAAAAUAGAUUGUUUUAUGAUAAACUUAUAGAUAACUAUUGUAAUAAGUCAAUUCACAGUAUGGCUUUAUUGGCUAGAAUGAUUACCUGUUCAAAUUUGGUGGCUUUGAAAUCAUUUAUUAAUAAAAAAAUUUACUUUCCAGGAGUCGGUUUUAGCCCAACAAUUAAAAGAUUUUCAGAUAUUAAAACUUUGGAAUAUUUAAUUAAUCUUGAACAUGAUUCUAUCAAUUCUAUUAGUGCAUCUAUCUAUGAUUUCAAUUUAUUUAAAGAACUUAAAUUGGGUGAAUUAAUUCAUAUGAUCAAAAUAUUAUAUCAAAAAGAAAAAAUUUCCAAAUUUUUAGAUUUACCAUAUUAUCAUAAUUUUAUUAUAAAAUUACCUGAAGAUACCCUUUCUUCUGAUGAUGAAGAUAAAUUUAUUGAUGAACAAUUUAAACAACAUAAAAAAGAAUUUAGAGAAGGUGUUAUAAAAAAAGAAUCAAUUAUAAAUGAAAUUAAAGAUAUUCAAUUUUCAAAUAAAGAAUUAAAUGAAAAUUUAUUUAUGGUUUUAAAACCAUUAACAAAUUGGGAUAAUUAUUUUUCAAAAUUAAAUGAUAAUUAUAAAGAUACUACUAGUAAUAAUAAUAACAAUGAUGAUGAAAAUGGUAGUGAAUUAUCUUUAUUAAAAUUUAAUAUUUUAGAAUUAUAUAAUAAUAAAUUAAAGAAAAAUUUUGAAAAAUUACAAGUAUUAUUUAAUGUUAAAAAAUUUGAAUUUCCAGAAAAAGAUUUUCAAGACAUUGAAAAUAUUCACAAGGAACAAAUUGAAAUUGAAAAAGAAAUGAAGAUUCUAUUUAAAAAACAAAAUGAAUUAAUUGAAAAACAAAAACAAGAAAAAGAAUCUCUUCAGUCAGAAGAUAUUCCAAUUGAAUAUUAUUUAUGUUUUAAAGAUGAAAAAGAAAUUAUAUUAAAUGCAAAAAAUUCAAGAAAGGAAUUAUUAAAAAAUUUUAAGUGGAAUUACAGAUGUUUUCAGUUCACCAAAGACAAAUUAGAGUUGAUAAUGCAUUCAAAAUUUUUAAUUGAAAAACCAUAUAAACAUAUGUUUGAAGAUUAUGUUGGGUCCUAUGUAAUUAGUAAUGUUAAAUCAAUUGAUAUGUUGGAUCUAUUAUUUAAAAAUUUUUCAAACAAAUUCUUUAAAGACAACAAUCAAAAUUGGCCAUACUGCAAUAGUAUUGAAAUUUUAAAACAUUAUGAAAAACUAAUGGAAUCAUUAGGUAGAAAAUUCUCACUCAAUUUUAAUUAUGGUAAACAAAAUGAAAUGUAUCCAAAAUUAUUAAAAAGAGCUAUUAGUAAUCCGAAAUUAUAUCAAUGCCCAGGUUCCUCAUCUUCCCCUUCAGCAACACCAUCAUCACCAUCAAAUGGAGAAAAUCCAUUAAAAGUUAAUAAUAUUAUUGUAAAGGAAAGAGCAUUUUUAUCAUUAUUAGAAUUAAAUUAUUUUAAAACUAUUAGAUUUGGUAAAAAAUUCCAAUUUAACAAAAACUCUUUUAAAAUUUCAAGAUGGAUCUCAGAUAAUUGUAUUUCAGAUAUAUCAAAAAUCACUUUUAAUGAAGGUCAUUUAACUAAAAUUUAUAUUCAACUACCAAAUAUAAAAUGCAAUAAAAAUGAUCAAAAUGAUGAAGGCUACUAUGAUUAUGUUGAAGAAUAUAUGGAUUAUGAUAAUGAUUACGAAGAACAAUUUUCUUAUUUUUCCUCACAUAUUAAUAAUAAUAAUGAUAAUAAUAAUGAUAAUAAUAAUGAUAAUAAUAAUAAUAAUAAUAAUAAUAAUAAUAAUAAUAAUAAUAAUAAUAAUAAUAAUAAUAAUAAUAAUAGUAAUAAUAAUAAUAAUAAUGAUAAUAUUGAUAAUAUUGUUGAAAGAUUAUUACAAAAUCCAAUUAGUUCAGAAAUUGGUUUCAGUGUUCAAACCUUUUUAAGGAAUUUGGUCUCUUAUGGUAAUCUUCCAAUUAUUAAAUUUUUAAAUUUAAAUUAUAGUCAUAUCUUCUUAAAAAAGGCAAGUAAUGGACGUAAUUUAGAAACAAAAGAUUUAAAGAAUUUACUUUUAAUGGCAAUUCGUUAUGAUUUUCCUCAAAUCGCUGAAAUUCUUUUUGUUUAUGUAAAAGUAACUAGAGCUGAAUUCAAAAAAGAAGUGCCACCCAAACAAUUCUCGUUAGUAGCUGAACUCUUCUUUAGGGAUUUAAAUUAA
This is a messenger RNA of Dictyostelium discoideum AX4, 2862 nucleotides long. RefSeq names its product SAP DNA-binding domain-containing protein. Bases 1 to 2862 code for a protein of 953 amino acids. The record is from RefSeq and is a predicted model, not a curated record. The transcript is spliced from 3 exons. Lineage: Eukaryota; Evosea; Eumycetozoa; Dictyosteliales; Dictyosteliaceae.